AAAAACAAACCUUCAACAACCAUUCAAGGUGGUCCCUUAGCCGAUUGAAAUGACCGAACAUUCACCAUAUGAAGAUUCCCAGUCCUACCCCAGUCGAUCUCCAAAGACUGUGCUAAUAAUUAAAAUGAUAAGUGUAAUCUCCAUUGUUUGGCAUAUGUGGAUGACUUUACUUUUAUUUUAAUUCGCUAGACACUAAUUGGUCUUUUUGCUUUUCCAUAGAGAAAGAAAUUGGUUGGUCCUUGUUCUUAUGGUUACAAUAACUCAGAGGUCUUUAAUAUCUUUUCUCUAAGUAAAUUAUUUAUGUGUCUUGCUAUUUUUUGUCCUUGUAGCAAUUUCUUUUACUUUUCAUAGCUGUCUUAAUCCCAUUUUUUCUUCAUCCAGGCCAGCAAACACCUUGACUCCUUAAUUUGUGUGGGGUGCCAAAGUCAAGAAAGGUCUCUCCUGAUCUUAUCAUCUCAGCUAACAUCGAUCUGGCUUGGACAAUAGUCUUAACACUAUUAUGCUUUUAGAACAAUCAAUGAAACCGCCACAAGUGACGAUUUCCGAAUUCUGUUUAUACUUUCUCCACCUGCACCUGCGCGAUCACUAUAUCUAUUUGGCAAUAAUAAACUCAUAAAUAAACAAAAACCGACCGUAAUUCUGAAGAAGCAAUGAAUUCGGAUGAUCCCCACUUCCUCCUUGUAACCUUUCCUGGCCAAGGCCACCUAAACCCAACUCUCCAGCUAGCAAAGCGCCUGAUACAGGCCGGUGCACGCGUCACUUUUGCCACCACCAUUUACGGCCAACGGAAAAUCAAAAGUUUCCCUUCUCUCGAGGGCUUAGCGUAUGCUUUUUUUUCUGACGGAUUCGAUGAUGGAAAUUUUCCGUCUGACAAACAGGAGGAUAUUAUGUCCAAACUCGAGCAUGUCGGGUCCCAAACUCUAACCAACCUACUACUGAGCUUGUCUGGUGAAGGCCAUCCGGUAAGUUUCUUGAUAUAUAGUCUGUUGCUGUCUUGGGUCGCUGAUGUGGCUCGGGCCUUGUCCAUACCUUCUGCUUUACUCUGCAACCAUGGUGGUGCUUCGUUCGCUAUCUACCACCAUUACCUCAAUAGCCAAACUGGUGCUUAUGAUUCUAAAAUCAAUUGCCUUCCAAGCAUCAUUAACUUUGAAGGGUUGCCUCCAUUUGAAUGGAAAGACCUGCCUUCUUUUCUGUUACCAAACAGUCCACACUCUUUUGUCACGACUAGCUUUCAAAAACACAUUCAAGUUCUGGAAAAAGACUCUAGCCCUUGUGUUCUUAUAAACACCUUUGAUGCACUAGAAGAAUAUGCAAUCAAAACCCUUGCUCAUGAUUCCAACAUAAACUUGUUCACCAUUGGACCCUUGGUUCCAUCAGACAAAUUCAUUGGCUGUGAUUUGUUUGAGCACUCUAGUCAUGACUAUUAUAUCCAUUGGUUGGAUUCCAAGCCAGAUUGUUCAGUUGUUUACAUUUCCUUUGGUAGCAUGGUAGUAUUGCCGAGGAAUCAAAUGGAAGAAAUUUUUCAUGGAAUAGUCGAUAGUGGCUACACAUUCUUAUGGGUAAUCCGACCAUCAAAAGAUGGAGAAGAAGAAGAAGGAUACGAGAAUGCGAUAAAAGAUAAGAUAAAGGAAGAACAAGGGCUGAUUGUUCCAUGGUGUUCACAAGUUGAAGUGUUGAAUCACCGGGCGGUAGGUUGUUUUGUGACGCAUUGCGGGUGGAACUCCACUACGGAGUGCUUGGUUGCAGGCGUGCCAAUGGUUGCAUUGCCUCAGUUUUCAGAUCAGACCACGAACGCAAAGCUAGUAGACGAGGUAUGGGAAACUGGCAUUAGAAUUAAAGUAAAUGAAGGUACUGCAGUUGCAGAGAAGGACGAGAUCAGAAGGUGCUUGGAGAUGGUAAUGGGAAAUGGACAGAAAGGGGAAGAAAUGAGAAGGAAUGCUAAGAAGUGGAGAGGAUUGGCUCUCGAGGCGACGAGUCAAGGCGGUUCCUCAGCCAAUAAUUUCAAGGUUUUCAUGGAAAGCUUUGUCAAGUGAAAAAUGAUCUGUCAUGGAUUACAACUUGAUCUAAUUAUUGUACAUAUAGCCCAACUUUUUUAAUAAUGUGACUAUCAUAAGCAUUUGAUUCCAGGGGCCACAGGUCACAAUAACUUAGAGUUCUUAAUUUA
This is a messenger RNA of Theobroma umbraticum, 2164 nucleotides long. The record is from RefSeq and is a predicted model, not a curated record. Lineage: Eukaryota; Viridiplantae; Streptophyta; Magnoliopsida; Malvales; Malvaceae.